AUGCUUCGGUUCGCUUGCCUUCCGCGGGCUGUGCGCCCGAUGUCGUGGGCGACGCCGCUGCAGUCGAUGGCGACCUUCGCCAAGGAGCCCAAGUGGAAGAAGGACCGCGAGGACAAGUACAAGCGGGCCAAGACGAAUGACGACGGCCCGCGCAAGAAGACGUUCAAGCACAAGUCGCCGACCAAGGCGGCGGCCAAGCCGAUGGCCAAGCCCGACGCCAAGUUCGAGAAGCCCAAGCCCACGCCGCCGCAGUCGCUCUCGGAGCACCAGGCCGAGCUCGAGCAGGCGUGGGCCGAGAUGCGCAAACGCCGCUCGACGCCAGCGUCCGAGCCCGCGGCUCCUGUCUUUGACAAGCCAUUUGAUGCGAAGAAGGGCUCCGUGAAGGACAAGAUCAAGGCCAAGCGCCAAAAGAACAAGGAAGAGCGCGUCUUCACCAACCUCGAAGCGCCGACCUCGGACGUUGUCGAUGCGUCGUUCCACUACCAAGAGCCGGACGCCCCCGAGACGGGCUCGCGCGCUUUGUCGGUCGCCGUCAUCGGCCGCCCGAACGCGGGCAAGAGCUCGCUCAUGAACUCGCUCCUCGGCUUCAACGUCUCGGCGGUCUCGGCCAAGUACAACACAACGCGCGACCGCGUCCUCGGCAUCCUCACGCAGGACGACGUGCAAAUCACGUUCUUCGACACGCCGGGCCUCGUGAACCAAAAGGACAACCACAAGUACGUGCGGUCAUUGGCCGUCACGGCGUCCGAGACCAUGUCGUCGGUCGAUCUCUCGCUCCUCGUUGUCGACGCGGUCAAGCGCCUCGACGACGAAGCGCUCGAAGCCCUCAAGAACAUUGCGAUCUCGUCGGCGCAAGUGUCGGCGCCGAUCGCGCUCGUCCUCAACAAGAUGGAUUUGGUCGGACCGGCCGAGAAGGCGCACGUCACCAAGCGUGUCCAGGUGCUCAGCGAGAUGAUUGACGCAGCGUUCGAAGAGCACUACAAGCCGGAGCCGGAUUUCUCCGAGUUUGAUGACGACGAAGAUGGCGAAGACGACGACCCGGACUUUGACGCCGAGUCGUUCUUCGCGAGCGAAGAAGACUUGGAAGAGUACGAGAGCGAGGACUUUGACGAAGACGAUCUGCUGCCGAGCGUCACGCCGCUGACACUCGACCCGAAGACGUACCUCUUUGACAAGACGUUCAAGGUUUCGGCGCUCAAAGAGUCGGGCGUCAAGAAGCUGCGCUCGGAACUGCUCUCGCUGGCCGUGGACCGGCCGUGGCUGUACCACUCGAGCAUCAAGUCGGACCGCUCCGACUUGGACUUGGUCACCGAGAUCAUUCGCGAAAAGAUCUACCGCCGCUUCAACCAAGAGCUGCCGUACCAGAUUGAGCAGGAGAACCGCGGCUGGACGCCGUUCAGCGACAAGAGCAUUCGCAUCGACCAGGAUCUGAUCGUGCCGUCGGACCGCCACAAGCGCAUUCUCAUCGGCAAGCAAGGCGACACGCUCCGGUCGAUCGGCACGUCGGCGCGCCUCGACAUCCAGAAGCUCCUCGGCUGCCCCGUGCAUUUGUACCUCAACGUCCGCUCCAAGCAGUAA
Molecule: messenger RNA, 1578 nt
Organism: Saprolegnia diclina VS20
Lineage: Eukaryota; Oomycota; Saprolegniomycetes; Saprolegniales; Saprolegniaceae
Exons: 8
Coding region: 1-1578 (525 amino acids)
Biological process (GO): ribosomal small subunit assembly
Molecular function (GO): ribosomal small subunit binding; GTP binding; rRNA binding
Source: RefSeq, a predicted model, not a curated record